Camelina sativa (false flax) is the source of this 1501-nucleotide messenger RNA. The record is from RefSeq and is a predicted model, not a curated record. NCBI's taxonomy places the organism in Eukaryota, Viridiplantae, Streptophyta, Magnoliopsida, Brassicales, Brassicaceae.
UCUGUGAUGUGAAGCACACGACAUUAGCCAGCAACAGAACCAAAUCGAAAAAAAGAAAAUAAAAAAAAGUCUUUACUCCUCGCAGCAAGAGUGGCGCAACUCCGGCGAGAUUUGAUUCAUGUCUUCCACUUUUAGCCCCGGUCAAAGCCCCGGAAGCUCCCGGUUGCUGCAGCUGGGCGUUGCCGGCUCUGCCUCGCGCCUUAGAUCUUCUUCCUCCAAAAAGCCGCCUGAGCCGCUGCGCCGAGCCGUGGCGGACUGCCUCUCAUCCUCCCCUCCUCCGGCUAACUCUCACCAUGGCGCGAUCCCUUCCAUGGCUCCCUCUGAAGCUCUCAGGAAUCUCCGGGAUUAUCUAUCAGCUUCUGCCACGACUGACCUGGCCUACAACAUGCUGUUAGAGCACACUGUAGCAGAGAGAGAUCGCAGCCCAGCUGUGGUUACGAGGUGUGUAGCACUACUGAAACGGUAUCUCUUAAGAUAUAAGCCUGGUGAAGAGACACUACUGCAGGUCGAUAAAUUUUGUGUGAACCUUAUUUCUGAGUGCGAUGCUAGCUUGAAGCAAAAAUCCUUGCCUGUAUUAUCAGCACCGGCGGGUACUUCUCCUUUACCAGUGUCCAGUUUUGCUUCUGCAGCUCUGGUGAAGUCAUUGCAUUAUGUGCGUUCCCUUGUGGCUUUACAUAUCCCAAGGCGAUCCUUUCAACCUGCAGCAUUUGCAGGAGCUACUCUUGCGUCAAGACAGUUAUUGCCAUCUCUAUCCUCUUUGUUGAGCAAAUCAUUCAACUCCCAAUUAAGUCCUGCAAAUGCCGCAGAAUCUCCACAGAAAAAAGAUGCUGCAAAUCUGUCAGUUUCAAACUUGUCAAAUAUACAAGAAAUUAAUGCUAUGGAAGACACUGAAUACAUAUCAUCAGACUUGCUGAAUUGGCGUUGGGUUGGGGAGCUCCAGUUAUCAUCAGCUUCUUCUGAAAGCGAACGCCCUGUUAAUCUCCAAGACAUGAACAAUUGUAAUCUUCUGGAAGUUGGUGCUGCCGGCUUACUUGUAGGAGAUAUGGAAGCUAAAAUGAAAGGCCAGCACUGGAAAUAUUUUGGUACCACAGAGAUGCCUUACUUAGAACAACUGCUGCAGCCAGCUUCUGUUACGAUGAUAACAAACUCAGCCUCAGCUCGCUCUCACUUAAGAGCAAUAACAGCUUCCAAACGCACUAGAGCUGGCCCUCAGCAGAUCUGGGAUGAUUCCACUGUAAACACAUUUCGUCCACGCGCCAGACCGCUUUUUCAGUAUCGUCAUUACAGUGAACAACAACCACUGCGCCUAAAUACAGCCGAGGUAGGUGAGGUGAUCGCCGCUGUUUGUUCUGAGGCAUCAUCCACCCCUUCAAAUCAAAUGACUGUAUCACCCCAAUUAACUAGCAAGACUGGAAAGCCGUCGAUGGAUGUGGCUGUGAGCGUCCUAAUUAAGCUUGUUAUCGACAUGUAUGUAUUGGACGCUAGAAUUGCUGCNGGUUAA